AUGGCAAGAGUCAUAUAUGCCUUGUGCGUCUAAUAUCUAAUUGGCUGGAAUCUCUUUGUUCAUUUAUUCCAUUUCGUCUCUAGCCAAGCUCCAAUGCGAUUGUUGCAUAUUUGUCUUAUGCCAUAAUGAUAGCACUGGCUGAGGAAUGUGGUCGGCGAAGAGAUCCGUCGUACGCUCUUCCUUCCACGGGUCAGGAACUCGCAACUCAUGGUGAGGCUUUUCUUUGUUGCAUUACACAGCGGGGUUUUCUGUGGUGUUUGGUCCAAGUUUACUUGCAUUUCGGAUUUUCCGUUCUCAGGAGAGAGGGCCCUGGAAGAAGGCGCAUAUUGGAAUCAUCUGAUCUGUGCUGUUUCCACUGCCCAUAUCUCUGUUAAUCUCUCUAGGAUGAGCACCGUCGAUUGAUAGAAG
This is a messenger RNA of Xylona heveae TC161, 408 nucleotides long. RefSeq lists its product as hypothetical. NCBI's taxonomy places the organism in Eukaryota, Fungi, Ascomycota, Xylonomycetes, Xylonales, Xylonaceae. The record is from RefSeq and is a predicted model, not a curated record. The coding region runs from base 126 to 374 and encodes 82 amino acids. The transcript has a single exon.